Molecule: messenger RNA, 1131 nt
Organism: Aspergillus alliaceus
Lineage: Eukaryota; Fungi; Ascomycota; Eurotiomycetes; Eurotiales; Aspergillaceae
Product: alkaline-phosphatase-like protein
Exons: 7
Coding region: 1-1131 (376 amino acids)
Source: RefSeq, a predicted model, not a curated record
AUGAUGCAACUAGAUCAAUUUAUUUAUCUUGCCACCCCGACCAAUUCUGGCGGAAAGGGUGGCAUCAAAAAGCACAUUCCUAAUGUUGCAAAACAUCUUCGGACGGGCGGCUAUCAAACUGCCAUGGUCGGAAAAUGGCACCUUGGAGAGAGUGUGGACAGCCAGCCCACGGGGUUCGACUACUGGUCUGUUCUACCGGACCAAGGCCACUACUGGGAUCCAGAUUUCACAGAACCGGAUGGAGAGCAUAUUGAGCCAGGAUAUGUCACUGACAUCAUUACUAACAUAUCACUGAACUGGAUCAAGACUCGAGAUCGCAACCGUUCGUUCUUCCUCUUGUGCCAUCAUAAGGUGCCCUACCGCCUGCCCGAUACAUUCUCAGACAACUAUAGGAAUCGUGCUAAGGCGGGCAAGGUCGCGAAAAUGCGCGUCGCCGAAGACUUUACGUAUCAGGACCUCGGACUGGUUCAGCCGGAUGGUGGUCGCCGAGUUGGCGAGCCCGGGAUUCAAGAAAAAGGGAAUUCUGAGCGCAAGAUUCCUGCACCAACUACAGAUGUGGAACUUUGGUCAAUGAGGGUGAUUGGCAAGGAUGAUGGCACUGGCUUUACCUUUCAAAGUCACCCUGAGUUGGCCGAGUUUAAGUUUCAGCGAUACAUGCAACGCUAUCUUCAUGCCAUUCAGUCCGUUGAUGACAACCUAGCUGAAAACAUGAUUGUAAUUUACACGUCUAAUGAAGGCUUCUUUCUCGGUGAGCAGUCUUUCCAAAUGCCAUUCCUGAUCAGGUACCCCAGGGAGAUUAGGGCCGGCCCAGUAGCAUAUCACCGGUACUGGAUGCAUAACGAUGUCAUCCAUCAUGCAUAUGCGAACUACGGUAUACGUAAUCAGACGUAUAAGUUGAUCUAUUGGUACAAUGAGCCCUUGGGCGUCAAGGGCGCACGCUCGGGAGGGGAGGAACAUAAGGAGUGGGAGCUGUUCGACUGUGAGCAAUACCCAUUGGAGCUGUUUAAUGUAUAUCAUGAAAGGGAUUACCAACAGGUGGCGAGGGAAAUGACCGCGCUGCUAGAGAAGAAGAUGGUGGAAAUUAGGGAUGAGCCUAUAUUGGUAUUUUGUAUGUUCGUUAAAUCCUCGUAA